Gossypium raimondii (Peruvian cotton) is the source of this 1145-nucleotide messenger RNA. RefSeq names its product GATA transcription factor 4. The coding region runs from base 116 to 1030 and encodes 304 amino acids. Gene Ontology annotation, cellular component: nucleus. NCBI's taxonomy places the organism in Eukaryota, Viridiplantae, Streptophyta, Magnoliopsida, Malvales, Malvaceae. Gene Ontology annotation, molecular function: sequence-specific DNA binding; zinc ion binding. The record is from RefSeq and is a predicted model, not a curated record. The transcript is spliced from 2 exons. Gene Ontology annotation, biological process: positive regulation of DNA-templated transcription.
CUCAAAACCCACCCUGCCUCUUCACUCUUCACUCUCUCUCUAAAAUCUGUUUAAAUUUUUGCUUCUUUUUCUCUCUCACGCCAACCAUAUAGGAACUUGUACAUUGUACGGCUUAAUGGAGGCGGCGGACUUCUUCGUCGGAGGAUAUUACGGUGGUGCAGCAGGCGACGGUUUCUUGCCGGAGCAAAAGCCACCAGAGAAUUUCACGGUGGACGACCUCCUUGACUUCUCCAAUGAAGAUGCUAUUAUCAGCGACUAUUUCCUCGACAAUGUCGCCGCCAAUUCCACCGAUUCCUCCACCGUCACUACCGGAGGCGAUAGCCACUUCUCCUCCGCUAAUGUCCCUCACCUCUCUCAGUUCUCCGGCGAACUCUGCGUCCCGUAUGAUGAUUUGGCGGAACUUGAAUGGCUCUCGAAUUUCGUAGAAGACUCCUUCUCAACAGAUCAGAAUUUACAAAGCAACCUCCAGAUAUUGGCCACCUCAAAAUCACCCACGCCCGAAUCAUCCUCUUCAUCCACCCGAUCCGACAACAACCCGAUUCUCCAACACGACAUUCCACACCCGGCGAAAGCCCGGUCUAAGCGUUCACGGGCACCACCUUGCGAUUGGUCCACCCGGGUCCUCCACCUCAUCCCGAAAUCCAUGGGCCAGAAGAAAAGGGAGAACUCCAACGCCAACCCGGAGUCUUCCGGUCGUAAAUGUUUGCAUUGUGCGGCGGAGAAGACCCCGCAAUGGAGAACGGGUCCAAUGGGUCCGAAAACACUUUGUAAUGCGUGUGGGGUGAGGUAUAAGUCGGGUCGGUUGGUACCUGAAUACCGACCCGCGGCAAGCCCGACAUUUGUGUCGACGAAGCAUUCGAAUUCGCAUAGGAAAGUUUUGGAGCUUAGGAGGCAAAAGGAUUUGCAAAGAGCACAGCACCAACAGUUCCUUAGUCAAACUUCGAUUUUCGGCAUAUCCGACGGUGGUGGUGGUACUGAUGAUUUCUUGAUCCAUCAUCAUGGUGUGCCCCAUUUUAGGCACAUGAUUUAGUUAUAAUUUCAACCCAAAAAGAAAUUGUAUCUCCUUUCCUAAAAUUUGGACUUCAAAAAAGAAUUUUGUAGUUUUUUUUUCUUUAAAUGAAUCUAAAAAGAAUUCUAAUUUUAAA